AUGGACGUGGACGAGCUGAGCGCGGACAUCACGAAGGCUUUCGACGAAUUACGACACAUCGAUGACUCAAUUUCAGCACUAUCGACCAGAGGUGACAGACUGGGUGGUAUUCGAAGACGGAUUUCGGAUGGGGGAGUGGUGCCGCGGGGCGACUCUUUUCAUCCGGCGGAGAGAAGAGAUGUACGUUUGCUGAAUAGCGCAGGAUUACUGGGCUCAUCAAAUAAACGUCGGAUGGUGAUUUCGGCCGAUAAUGACUUCUACGAAGGUUCAGCUGAGAAGCGGGCUCGAGGUGACGAUAACGAAGAGGAAACUCGCCGCACAGUUCAGUCGUCAAUUGUGAUGCCUACGAUUGAGACGAAAUCUCGUGAAGCAGCCAUCACUGAGUUAAAGGAAUCCGAAAAGAAGGAGAUCAACGUUCGCAAUCGUCGUAUGUUCUCGAACCUUCUGCUUGGUACCUUGCAGAGAUUCCAAAAAGAUGAGCGCAAAAUUUUAUCAGUUGAAAAAGUGCAGGCAGAGAAGCAAAAAGAAGUUGAACGACGUCUGAGGGCCACAGAGAAUGAGGAGAAGGAACGCCUGGCAAAGGAACGAUACGAAUUGUUCGAGAAACGUCGUGAAAAAGAACGUCUUAUCAAGUCGCUGCAAAGGAAGAAGGCUAUCAUACAAUACGCAGAACAAAAGCAAGAGCACUAUCGCAAAUUACAGAACUUCAUUCAAACACAUGCCAAACCACCACUGUUCUAUUUGCCCGCUAAACACACUCUCAUCACGCUCGAACUGUUGAAAACAUCUGCAAAAAAGAUUGACGAUUUAAUCGAGCGUCGUCGUCAACAGAUGGAGACUGAACUAAAAUCCCCAGAAGAACGAGCGCGUGAUGCAGAAGCAGGCGCUGAUGGAGUGGGGUCAGAUGGUGAAGCAGCUGAACCAUCGGUGAAGAGUUGUGCGGAUAAAGCGAAUGCAUCAUCACAAGAGAAUGGUGAUGUUGAUAUGGAGAAUGAUAAGAAUCAUGAAGGUGGUGAGAGUGAGGUGGAUGAGCAUUCAGACGUCGAAGCUGAUCAAGGGAGCACCAAAGAGGGACAUGACGAUCAAGAGGGCAGUGAUCAGCAGCGACAUUCAGAUCAUGAUGGGCACAGCUCAGAGGCUCACGAGAAUGAUGGCAGUGAUGAAGAUGUAAUGGCAGGUAAGAAGAGCCCUUUAGAAAAGGAACAUGACUGA
Anisakis simplex (herring worm) is the source of this 1212-nucleotide messenger RNA. The record is from the annotation of a GenBank genome assembly. NCBI's taxonomy places the organism in Eukaryota, Metazoa, Nematoda, Chromadorea, Rhabditida, Anisakidae.